AUGGCAGUACCAAGUACUGCCCUAUAUCAACAUCCAAGGGCAAGAUCCGGAUACCUUGGAAACAACUCAGACCCGGAUUACAACAAGUGCUACGGCACUUCGAAGCGGACGAGCAACAAUGUCCAAAGAUGGCUGGAACGACAAGCCGGCUGGGAGACCAGAUCAAAGGUCUCAGAGCUCCAAGGUCUAGCCAAAGACCUCGUUGCACAGGGCGUUCAGAUGCCGGCCAACAUCUUGGACGACCUCAACGCGGCUAUCGACAACCGGAGACUUCUCAACAAUGUCCACAAAGUUCGAGGAAGCUGCGACAAGCAGCACAUGUUCGCCCUUGCUGCAUUUGAGAAGGUCCUGGCAAUCUUUCAACAUUCUCAACCCCUUUCUCGAUCUUCCUCCUUCAGCUCUUCCUCCUCCUCUUCUCCACACAACUCUCCACCCCUGUCACCAACCCGACCAACACCAAUGAUCGUUCAGAAGGAGGUUGUCACCCCUCUAUUGAAGAGUGGCAAUUCAACUUUCGGCCACCCAUUCCUCAAUAUCAAGCCGACAUAUAUGGAAGAGGACCCAAUGUGGAAGUAA
Exophiala aquamarina CBS 119918 is the source of this 576-nucleotide messenger RNA. RefSeq lists its product as uncharacterized. The record is from RefSeq and is a predicted model, not a curated record. The transcript is spliced from 2 exons. Lineage: Eukaryota; Fungi; Ascomycota; Eurotiomycetes; Chaetothyriales; Herpotrichiellaceae. The coding region runs from base 1 to 576 and encodes 191 amino acids.